This is a messenger RNA of Pelmatolapia mariae (spotted tilapia), 2729 nucleotides long. It is a transcript of the gene olfml3a, whose product is annotated as olfactomedin-like 3a. The transcript is spliced from 3 exons. Bases 200 to 1408 code for a protein of 402 amino acids. Gene Ontology annotation, biological process: signal transduction. The record is from RefSeq and is a predicted model, not a curated record. NCBI's taxonomy places the organism in Eukaryota, Metazoa, Chordata, Actinopteri, Cichliformes, Cichlidae.
GUGGCCUCUUACUCUUUCUAUGCCUCUCACCUUUUUGCAUGUGCAGCUGAAACUUAUUCUUCUACCGCACGCCACAUAUGAGCGUUGAUGGGUUGUUUGACACUCUGAGGACAAUUCUGCAGAGGCAAACAUCACCCCGAAGAAUCCUCUAAAACUUGGAGAAAGAAAGAAACUCAGCUGUUCCAUUGAUCGGCUUACAAUGAAGCUGCUGUUUGCCCUCCUCAUUUCCACUGCCUGGACUUUCACUGGUGCCCAGUAUUACUACCAGGGGCUGAUGGAUUAUCUGGAGAACAGAUUGUUGGCUAUUGAGGACCGCAUGCAGCUGUGGCAUGAGCAAUCCCAUCGGUACCACACAGAGAUGAAGGAUUUCAAAAAGCUGACUGCUGAAGCCAUGGAUGGACUAAAGAAUCACCACAGCAUGCUCUUCAAAGACUUGGAAGGAGCAGCUGCUCGAGUGGACCGAGUGGAACAAGAGAUGGACUACGUGGAAACCCAGAUGUCCCCUCGGGCCUGUACGAACAGGGCAGAUAAGGUAGUGGAGCAGGAGGCCUGGGAGCUGGAGGAAAGCAGAGGUGAGGAAGAGGAAGAAGAAGAGUGGGAGGAGCUGCAGUCUAGAGUCUCUGACUGUGUGGAAAUAAUUUCUGGCAUCCGAUCAGUGAAAAUCAUGAAGCGAGUGGGCAGUCCCAAGGGCAUGUGGACCAGAGACCCGAGAUCCUCCAAGGUUUACAUUUUUAAUGGCACGUCAGGAAACACCAUCUACCAAUUCAAAUCUGUACUUGACUUUUCACGCUCCCUGGGAGUCACAGGCAGCAGAAGCAUCAGGCUUCCCUCUGAAUGGAGCGGCCCUGGUAGCGCUGUUUACAAUGGCUAUUUGUAUUACAUAAAGCAGGAGGCUGAAGCAGAUAUGCAUGUGGUUAAAUAUGACCUUCUGAGUGGCUCAGUGACAGAAACUACCAUGUUCCCUGUGGAGGGCCGUGCCACUGUUUAUAACCUCAAUCCAGAGACUGUUGCAGACCUUGCAGCAGAUGAUGGGGGUCUCUGGCUCUUGUAUGCCCCCAGUGACAGUGAACCAACCAUCAGCCUAGCAAAGAUGGACGCUGCCACUCUUGAUAUAGAGCAAAUCUGGGACACUCGAUGCCCGCGGGAAAAUGCAGAGGCGGCUUUUGUAGUGUGCGGGACUGUCUAUGUCGUUUACAACACCCGUCUGGCCAGUCGCUCGCGGGUUCAGUGUGUCUUUGACGUCAACGACAUGGUGCUCAGUGAAGAGGCUCCACUCAUCUACUUCCCCAGGAGGUACGGGGCCCACGCUAGUCUGAAAUACAACCCUGAGGAGAAGCAGCUUUACGGCUGGGAUGAUGGCUACCAAAUUAUUUAUAGACUGACCAUGAAGAGGAAACUCCUGGCUUGACAGCAGAGAAGUGGUGUCAUAUUUUCAAAGACAUAUAAAAAAAUAGGAACAGGGAAUUUAUAUAGCCUAUCCACCUUUUCCCUAUUCAUGUGAUACUUUGUUUCUGCAAUAGUUAAGCCACAUAACAUCCCUUUCUUCUCAGAACUUUAAGGGUUCUUUUUAAAUUAUGGUUAAACAUAGCCUUUUUACACCUUGACUAGAAAGCUAAGAUUUGCAUAAAUUUUGGAAGUUUGAUUUUUCUCAUUUCUAAAGUGUGUUUUUAUAUAAAUAUGAAUGUUUUCACAGAAAAUAAAUGAUAAGAUGACAUGCUAAUUACUGGCCUUUGGCUGCGGUUUCACAUUUUAACUUAAGGGAAGGUUAUCUGAACAAUUAAAGAGUGCACCUUUGAAGUAAAUGGAACAAAAACUCCACCAAGUGAACCUUUUCCUCUUAUUUGUGUGAUGUCUGGUCUGGUCUUAGUAUCAAGUCAACAACUUAGAAUUUCUCACUGUCUAUGAGAUGCGUGGGAAAUGACUAUGUGAAUUUCUGCAAAAAUAAAAUAAAAGGGUCCAAUGUAACCUCUACCAGGCAAAGCUGACACAUUUUAAGGAAUCCACACAACUGACAUUUUUAAUAGUUUUCAUCAUAUUUCUGUUUGCAUAAAAUCUAAGCUGAGACAUGUAAUACCUUCAGUGUGUCCUGGGUGUAUUCUGGGGGCUCAUGCCUGGAACAACUUAUUUAGGAGUUGCCCAGGAGGCAUCCCGCCCAGUCAGAUACCAAAACCACCUCAGCUUCACAGAGAUGAUUCAUAUCAUGAAGAAUAUCAUCUACCGCUGCCAUUUCCAGUUUAAUAAAACACACAGAUUCAGCAAGCGCACGCUUCACAGUCUUUGUCAGGGUAAUGAGAAACUAGUUCAUCAGUUGUUUUGCUAAUACACACCUUAAUCUUCAUCGAUAUAUUUAAUCCCCAAUCUAUGUCAUACAGUGCUGAAGACUUAAUUCAACUUGGAUUCCUUUAAAUUCUUCUAUUGUCAUGCCUGUUUUUUUCUGAGCUCAAUGCUUUUUUUUUUGAUUGCAAAAAAAAUUCCUCCAUCACUGGUCAUUGGUAAAUAUGAUGAUCACUGGAUUAAUUUAUUACACGUCUUCACCAGAAAGAUGAAGAUGUCCAGCAAGAUGCAGGAGACUGUCAACAUACAUAAAAUAAUAAAAGACGUGCAGCAUAAAUCAGUAAGACUCUAAUCUUGUCAUUUUGCAUUAAAUAGUAGAACAUUGAGGGGUUUUUUAAAUUUUGUUUUUUUGGUCUAGAGUCUUGUUGUCUGUGCGCCUUUCUGUCACCAGUUUU